Messenger RNA from Ctenocephalides felis (cat flea), 623 nucleotides. Its product is annotated as protein Simiate-like. Gene Ontology annotation, biological process: dendrite morphogenesis; regulation of actin filament polymerization; regulation of filopodium assembly. Gene Ontology annotation, cellular component: lamellipodium; dendrite; nucleus. The coding region runs from base 39 to 596 and encodes 185 amino acids. The transcript has a single exon. Gene Ontology annotation, molecular function: actin monomer binding; actin filament binding. The record is from RefSeq and is a predicted model, not a curated record. NCBI's taxonomy places the organism in Eukaryota, Metazoa, Arthropoda, Insecta, Siphonaptera, Pulicidae.
AAUAAUAUUGUUGGGUUAUACAUCGAGAUAGUCAAAUCAUGGAGAGCCAUGAUGAAAGUACAUUAGAUAUUCCAAAAAUAGAAGAUUCUAUAGAAUUGCAAAAUCCGUUCCCGAAUGUUACUGAAAGAUAUUAUACUGAAAGAUAUAUUGUGGAUGACAAAGGAGGAAAAGAAGAUCAUCUUUUGCUGUUUCACACAAAUCGUAUAUGUAUCAUUACUUUAGCACCAUCACAUCCUGUAUUUAAGAGAAAAAUUCUGAAAAUCGAUUAUGUGAUUGGCAAUGUAGAUCGAACAAAAAAUAAAAUAUCUGGCAAAGGUAAGAAAGGCGGACAAUAUUUACAAGAGAACUCUAUAAUUUGCAAGAUUAUUUGUGAAGAUGAAUAUGUAUAUAAAGUAAAAAGUUAUAUUAAAGGCAAAUUAAUAGAGGUUAAUGAAAACAUUUUACAAGAUCCAUCUUUAUUUUUACGUGCACCUUGCGCUGAAGGAUUCUUGGCAAUCACUUUACCCAAUAUUACCCAAAUAGAUAUGUGGAAGAACAAAUAUUUAACAAAAGAACAAUAUGAGAAGAAUAACUUUAAUUCAGUUUUGUCUGAUUGAAAAUAUAAAUAAAAUGUUUCAAAAUAG